CGUGUCAUGAGAAUGGAAGCAUAGUACAAAAACGUGAUAGUUAUAGCAGCAGCGAAGGUAACAGAAAAUACGACAGUUCGGUAGAUGUAAGAAAACAAGAUGUAUUGGAUUCGUCCUCUGAGAGCUUCCAUCUUGGUCCUGUGUAUACUGGGAUUGUACUCCAAUGUUCAAGCAGGGAGAGAGAUAGAUUCGGAUGUGUAUUGUGGAGCAUGUCGAGCAUUGAUCAGUGAGGUUGAGUAUGCCAUAACUCAGGAAGACCCUCGUCAGACUAUUACUGUUGGGAGUUUCAGGAUUGACCCCAAAGGGGAACAAAAACAAAAAAAGAUACCAUAUGCUGGAUCUGAGUUGCACUUGACUGAGGUGAUGGAGACCGUCUGUGAUAAAAUGACCGACUACGCAGAAAAGACAGACCCAGAGACCAAUGAGAAAACCUAUGUGAGGUAUCAGGCACGGAAUGGAGAAGACAUGGAACUUAUAAAUGUAUCUAUCAACCUCACCACAGGGAAAGUUCUGAAAGUUGCAUGCGAAAAUAUUAUUGAAGAUUACGAAGAUGAAGUGCUGAGAUUGUACAGGGAAAAGUCAACGGACAUUGAAACCAGCCUGUGCUCCAGUCUUACAAAACUUUGUGAGGGUUCAUCGUCAGCGCACACCGAGUUAUGACCCCCAGGCUUAUUUCAUUAGUACGCUAAGUAACGGAAACUAUUGAUCAAUGAUUUUAAGUAGUUUUGAUAGUGGUUCAUCAGAAUAUACAGAUAUCCCUUUUAUUUGAGGCACAAAGUAAACCUUAUGAAUAAAAUUGAUUGUAUUUGCCAAGAGCAUUCCGUUAAUGUGUGUGAGAACUUUCAUAAGAGAGCGCAAAGGGUAUUGAUAGUAUUUUUUCAGGAAGCAGCAAAUAUUUGUGUAGGUUUACAAAAUAUUCAAUGCAGAAAUUAAAGGGGGUGCACCAAGCUGCUAUAAUGAAAUACAAAUAUUAUGAAAUGCAUAAGAAACAAAAUGUGCUACAUGAAUAUGUACAUAUGCAUUUAACUGUUUAUUUAAAGUUUCAUAAAGAAACUGGCAAUGUCAAUUGCUAUUACAUGUCCUUCAUAAAUCAAGAAGUUGAUAUAAACUAUAAUUGCAAACAUCACAGCUCAAUCAAGAUGAAUUAGAGCUGACUGUUGGCAAAACUACUCUACUAAAUUCUUUUGCGUGAAAUAGCACCAUAUGUUUUAAAAGAGUGAGAUAUAAUACAAGUAUGUUGUAAACAUGUGAUGUUACUGAUUGUGGUGCACCUGUGGAUACAGCACUUAUAUGGCAUCUGUUGAGCGCCAGAAGGGAGUUAGCUCAUAUACCUUAACACAUAGGCAACACCCUUCUGCUUCGGACAGACAAUGUGUACAUUUAAGUCCAGAUUAUAAAGAUCAAUGUGCCUAAGUUCACCCUCAUGAGAAUCAUCAUGUUCCUUACUCUUCCACAUGUGGAAAUUCUCUUUCAAAAUUGGUUUCACUUCUUUUUAACUAUCUUUCCUAGCCUUUGUCAUAGCUCUAGAGAUUGGGCUGGUUUUGACUUGCUUACAGGUAGAUUGAGUCUUUAUGAACCUGAUCAUGCCUUUUGCAAGACCUAACAACAUAAUUUCAGGUAUUAUGUAAAUGUUACCCUUAUUCUUGCUCGAGAUACCUAGGUGUGAAAUUUAUGAAUUGCACAAAUCUUAUUCUAUAUUCUUAAGAUUCACAAAUCUUAUGGCAAAUCUUAUUUUAUAUUAGUUAUUAGCCAGAGAACAGCCUCUUUGGCAAAUUUUCAGCCAGGGCUUUGCUGACCGUCUCAGGGCAAGUUCAUUGUACAUUCUUUCAAACAUUUGCCCGGCUGAUAUGUUUCCUUGCCUCAGAGCAUCAAACAAAUUCAUAAUUUUUCUUAGUAUUUGUAGUGAUCUAUCAGUAAACCUGUCCCAAAGCAUCAACACUGUCACAUCAACUAAAUAUUGUAAUGUCAUUCCAUCCAACAACAACCAAAACAUUCACACCACUAAUUCAUUCUUUCAUUCUCCAACAAGUGCCUCCCGAUGCCGCUGGGCAUUUUGUUAUUUUCAUGUUUUAUCAGAAAGGGAGAAGUAUUUUACCCCUGUUUUAAGGUGCCUCUCUUUAUUCCAUUAAGUCAGUGUUAUGGGGAUCAAUAUCAUUGGGUAAUGUAAUGGCACAUCGGUAGAGAGUUAGAUGGAAGUUGUCACUGGAGAGACCCCCAAAAUAAAUUGAAAUCAAUUGAUCGUGUAUGCACUGCACUUUUCAUAUAUUCGUUGAGUGAUUUGCCUUGUGGCAUGAUGUGUCAUCAUCGUGGCAACGUUUCUUGGCUGUUUAGGGGAGUAAUUAUCAGCCCUAGUUGGUGUUUUUGUAAUUGUAGUUAUUGCUUGUGAUUUUUUUAUUUGGGGUCAUAUUCUAAGUGCUUGACGCAAUUGAAGAAGACAAGUGUUCUUCUCAAGUCUUUUUAACGUCACAGAAGAGACACUCCAGAUUCAAUCUUUUUUCAAGAUAAAAUAUUUCAGACUUGUUUUCAACUUUUUAACUGUUUGUACGAAGGAGUCUUUUCCAAGAUAAGUAAAAGUUGCCAUAUUAACUUUCAAAAAAAGUAAUUCCUGUAUUGUACCCUAGUUGAAAGUUUGAAUAUCAUUUGUAAGGAUUUAUAAUAGGUGCCGACUUCAAUAUUUAUAUGUAUAUAUCAUCACCUUAUAUGUUUCAAGACGUGAUAUAUAACUUAUCCUUUUCUUUCAUUAGGUGUGAAUUUGAAAAGUUAUUGGAAAUAUUUCAUAAAGCAUUGUUUGUUCCUUUAAAUAAUGUGAUUGUGCCUAUUAAGAUUAUUGCGAUUAUAUAUGAUUUUGUAUAUCAAUAUCACAUUAUAUUAUUAUGCACCAAACAAGUCCAAAUUAAACCACAAUUGCCUUUUCCAUGUUUAUACCAAAAGUUAUGUUUGAUUUGAAGUUGAGUAGGAUAUGUAAAGUGGAACACAGUAUCGUGUUAAAGUGAAAUAUAAAUAUUGUUUUGGUGGAUUUACUAUACUUUAUAAAUGUGAAAUCGUCAGUCGGAAAGCAA
This is a messenger RNA of Strongylocentrotus purpuratus (purple sea urchin), 3059 nucleotides long. Its product is annotated as protein canopy homolog 2. Bases 100 to 660 code for a protein of 186 amino acids. Gene Ontology annotation, cellular component: endoplasmic reticulum. Lineage: Eukaryota; Metazoa; Echinodermata; Echinoidea; Camarodonta; Strongylocentrotidae. The record is from RefSeq and is a predicted model, not a curated record. The transcript is spliced from 6 exons.